Molecule: messenger RNA, 7324 nt
Organism: Odobenus rosmarus divergens (Pacific walrus)
Lineage: Eukaryota; Metazoa; Chordata; Mammalia; Carnivora; Odobenidae
Gene: PDE4DIPP2
Product: phosphodiesterase 4D interacting protein
Exons: 44
Coding region: 136-7188 (2350 amino acids)
Cellular component (GO): microtubule organizing center
Source: RefSeq, a predicted model, not a curated record
AGCGCCAGCCACUGGGGUCAUGUCGCCAUAGCCUCAGCAGCGUCCCAGCGGCUCGCUUCAUGCCGCGGUGCAGCCGCACUAUGUUCCUAGGGUGAGGGAGCGACUGGGCAUGCUGCUCCCCAUGGGUUGCCCACCAUGUCUAAUGGAUAUCGCACUCUGUCCCAGCAUCUCAAUGACCUGAAGAAAGAGAACUUCAGCCUCAAGCUGCGCAUCUACUUCCUGGAGGAGCGCAUGCAGCAGAAGUAUGAGGCCAGCCGAGAUGACAUCUACAAGCGGAACAUCGAGCUGAAGGUUGAAGUAGAGAGCCUGAAACGAGAACUCCAGGACAAGAAACAGCAUCUAGAUAAAACAUGGGCUGAUGUGGAGAAUCUCAACAGCCAUAAUGAAGCUGAGCUCCGGCGCCAGUUUGAGGAGAGACAGCAGGAGACGGAGCAUGUUUACGAGCUCCUGGAGAAUAAGAUCCAGCUUCUGCAGGAGGAAUCCAGGCUAGCAAAGAAUGAGGCUGCACGCAUGGCAGCUCUGGUGGAAGCAGAGAAAGAGUGUAACCUGGAGCUCUCAGAGAAACUGAAGGGAGUCACCAAGGACAGGGACGAGGUACCAACGGACCGGGUCAAUCCUGACCAAUACACUGAGGCCCUGGCCCAGCGGGACAAAAGAAUUGAGGAACUGAAUCAGAGCCUGACUGCCCAGGAGAAGCUUGUAGAACAGCUUUUUCGAGAGAAACAACAACUGCUCCAUCUGUUGGAGGAGCCAACCAGCAUGGACGUGCAGCCUGUGACUGAAGAGUUACUCAAACAACAAAAGCUGAAUUCAGAUGAGACCAUUAUAACUCAGCAGUCUGUAUCUGAUUCCCACUUGGCAGAACUCCAGGAAAAAAUCCAGCAAACGGAGGCCACCAACAAGAUUCUUCAAGAGAAACUGAAUGAAAUGAGCUGUGAACUCAAGUCUGCUCAGGAGUCAUCUCAGAAGCAAGACGGUACAAUUCAAAGCCUCAAGGAAACUCUGAAGAGCAGGGAAAAUGAGACCGAGGAGUUGUACCAGGUGAUUGAAGGUCAAAAUGACACAAUGGCAAAGCUUCGAGAAAUGCUGCAUCAAAGCCAGCUUGGACAACUUCAUAACUCAGAGGGUACUUCCCCAGCUCAGCAACAGGUGGCUCUGCUUGAUCUUCAGAGUGCUUUGUUCUACAGCCAGCUUGAAAUACAGAAACUCCAGAGGGUAGUACGUCAAAAAGAACGCCAACUGGCUGAUGCCAAACGAUGUGUGCAAUUUGUAGAGGCUGCUGCCCAAGAAAGAGAACAGCAGAAAGAGGCAUCUUGGAAACAUAACCAGGAAUUACGAAAAGCCUUGCAGCAGCUCCAAGGAGAAUUGCAGAGUAAGAGCCAACAGCUUCGUACCCUGGAGACUGAAAAACACAACGAGAUUAGAACCCAUGAUCAACACAUUCAGCACCUAAACCACAGUCUGAGUCACAAAGAGCAGCUGCUUCAGGAAUUUCGGGAGCUCCUGCAAUAUCGAGAUAAGUCAGACAAAACCCUUGAAGCAGAUGAAAUGUUGCUUGAGAAACUUCGGCAGAGAAUACAAGAUCGAGAUGUUGCUCUAGAGCGGGCUAUAGAUGAAAAGUUCUCCACUCUGGAAGAGAAAGAAAAAGAACUGCGUCAACUUCAUCUCGCCGUGCGAGAACGAGAUCAUGACUUAGAGAGAUUGCGUGGUAUUCUCUCCUCUAAUGAAGCUACCAUGCAGAGUAUGGAGAGUCUCCUGAGGGCCAAAGGCCUGGAAGUAGAGCAGUUAUCUGCCACCUGUCAAAACCUCCAAUGGCUGAAAGAAGAAAGGGAAACCAAAUUUAGCCAUUGGCAGAAGGAACAAGAAAGUAUCAUUCAGCAGUUACAGACAUCUCUGCAUGACAGGAACAAAGAAGUGGAGGAUCUUAGUGCCACGUUGCUCUGUAAGCUGGGACCGGGACAGAGUGAGAUAGCAGAGGACCUGUGCCGGCGCCUACAGCGAAAGGAAAGGAUGCUGCAGGAACUCCUGAGCGAUCGAAACAAGCAAGCAGUGGAACAUGAACUCGAGAUUCAAGGCCUGCUUCAGUCUCUGAGCACCAGGGAGCAGGAGAGCCAAGCCACUGCAGAGAAGAUGGUACAAGCCCUGAUGGAAAGAAAUUCAGAAUUACAGGCCCUGCGCCAGUAUUUAGGAGGGAAAGACUUCAUGUCCCAAGCACUCAUCUCUAACCAACCCACUGAAGUUACCUCCAGUAGCCCCCAUCUUAGAGAGCAGACUGACCAAGGUUCAGUGCAUAUACCCUCCAAAGAUGAUAGCAUUUUGUUGACUGCCAAAGGAGAUACCAGUAUACCCAGGUCCUCAUUAGGAGACUUGGACACAGUUGCAGGGCUGGAAAAGGAACUGAGUAAUGCCAAAGAAGAACUUGAGCUCAUGGCUAAAAAAGAAAGAGAAAGUCGGAUGGAACUUUCUGCACUACAGUCCAUGGUAGCCGUGCAAGAGGAAGAGCUACAGGUGCAGGCUGCCGACAUGGAGUCCCUGACCAGGAACAUACAGAUUAAAGAAGACCUCAUAAAGGACCUGCAGAUGCAACUGGUUGAUCCUGAAGACAUACCAGCUAUGGAACGCCUGACGCAAGAAGUCUUACUUCUUCGGGAAAAAGUUGCUUCAGUAGAAUCACAGGGUCAAGAAACUUUAGGAAAUCGAAGACAACAAUUGCUGCUGAUGCUCGAAGGGCUGGUAGAUGAACGGAGUCGGCUCAAUGAGGCUUUGCAAGCAGAGAGACAGCUCUAUAGCAGUCUGGUGAAGUUCCACGCCCAUCCAGAGAGCUCAGAGAGAGACCGAACUCUGCAGGUGGAAUUAGAAGGGGCCCAGGUGAUACGCGGUCGGCUAGAAGAAGUUCUUGGAAGAAGUCUGGAGCGUUUAAGCAGGCUGGAGACCCUGGCCGCCAUUGGAGGUGCAGCUGCAGGGGACGAUACUGAAGAUGCUAGCACCGAGUUCACGGACAGCAUCGAGGAGGAGGCUGCCCACAAUAGCCACCAGCAACUCAUCAAGGUGGCCUUGGAGAAGAGCCUGGCAGCCGUGGAGACCCAGAAUGCAUGUCUUCCCCCUCCUUCCUCAACAGGAGGGGACAGUCACAGAGGUCUUCAGGAGGAAAUGCUCCACCUGAGGGCUGAGAUCCACCAGCACUUAGAGGAGAAGAGGAGAGCUGAGGGGGAACUGAAGGAGCUAAAGGCUCAAAUUGAGGAAGCAGGAUUCUCCUCUGUUGCCCACAUCAGGAACACCAUGCUGAGCCUUUGCCUUGAGAAUGCAGAGCUGAAAGAGCAGAUGGGAGAAGCAAUGUCUGAUGGAUGGGAGAUUGAGGAAGACAAGGAGAAGGGCGAGGUGACAGUGGAAACUGUGGUAGCCAGAGGGGGUCUGAAUGAGAAUAGCCUUCAGGCUGAGUUCAGAAAGCUCCAGGGAAAACUGAAGAAUGCUCACAACAUCAUCAACCUCCUCAAAGAACAGCUGGUGCUGAGCAGCAAGGACGGGAAUAGUAAGCUUAGUCCAGAGCUCCUUGCGCCCCUGGCCCGGGAGAUCGACAGAAUGAACACAGAGCUGGUCUGUUCUGAGAAGCCCCAACACCAAGAAGAGGAGCACGUGACCAUAAGGCCCUGCCCCAGACCCCAGAGCCUUGACCUUGGGACUACCCUCACCGCGGAUGGCCACCAACUGGAUAACCCGUCCCAGGCCCGAGACCCUGGGCCUCAGUCAGAAUUUAGCCUUCCCGGAUCCACCAAGCACCUGCGCUCCCAGCUGGCUCAAUGCAGACAACGCUAUCAGGAUCUCCAGGAGAAGCUGCUGAUAUCAGAAGCCACGGUCUUUGCCCAGGCCAACCAGCUGGAGAAAUACAGAGUCAUGCUUACAGGUGAGUCCUUGGUGAAGCAGGACAGCAAGCAGGUGCAAGUGGACCUCCAGGAUCUGGGCUAUGAGACCUGCGGCCGAAGUGAGAAUGAAGCUGAGCGGGAGGAGAGCACCAGUCCCGAGUGUGAGGAGCACGACAGCCUCAGGGAAACAGCCCUGGUGGAGGGGCGCCUGGGCUCACCAGCGGCCAGCCCCCCGGGGACGAAGCCCUUGGACAGCCCUCGAGGGAACCAGGAGGAGUUCCAGGCAUCUGGAAAGUCGGAAGACAUCUCUGUCCUACGUAAGGACAUCAGAGACCUGAAGGCCCAGCUGCAGAAUGCCAACAAGAUCAUUCAAAACCUCAAGAGCCGGGUCCGGUCCCUCUCGGUUACAAGUGACUAUUCGUCUAGUCUGGAGAGACCGCGAAAGCUGAAGGCCAUUGGCACCCUCGAGGGAUCUUCACCUCAUAGUGUCACUGACGAGGAUGAGGGGUGGCUGUCUGAUGGUACUGGAGCUUUCUACCCCCCGGGGCUUCGGGCUAAAAAGGAUCUGGAGAGUCUGAUCCAGAGAGUGUCCCAGCUGGAGGCCCAGCUCCUGAAAACUGGAGUGGAAGGGAAGCUGGCAGAGGAGCUGAGAUCAGCCUCAUGGCCUGGGAAAUAUGAUUCCCUGAUUCAGGAUCAGGCCCGAGAGCUGUCAUACCUACGCCAGAAGAUACGAGAAGGGAGAGGUAUCUGUUAUCUUCUCACCCAGCAUGCAAAAGAUACAGUAAAAUCUUUUGAGGACCUUCUUAGGAGCAAUGACAUUGACUACUACCUGGGGCAGAGCUUCCGGGAGCAGCUCGCCCAGGGAAGCCAGCUGACAGAGAGGCUUACCAGCAAACUCAGCACCAAGGAUCAUAAAAGUGAGAAAGAUCAAGCUGGAAUUGAACCGCUGGCUCUCAGGCUCAGCAGGGAGCUGCAGGAGAAGGAGAAAGUGAUUGAAGUCCUGCAGGCCAAGCUGGAUGCCCGGUCCCUCACGCCCUCCAGCAGCCAUGCCUUGUCGGACUCCCAGCGCUCUCCCAGCAGCUCCUCCUUCCUGUCUGAUGAGCUGGAAGCCUGCUCUGACAUGGAUGUAGCCAGCGAGUACACACACUAUGAAGAGAAGAAGGCUCUGCCUGGUCACUCAGAUUCCAUCCAUCAUUCGAGUCAUUCCGCUGUCCUGUCUCCUAAGCCAUCAGCAACCAGUGCACCUCAGGGGGUUAAGGCCGAACCCAGCAGCAGCCCCAUCAGCUUGCCAGCUCCCCAGAACCCCCCCCAGGAGGCCAGCCAGGCCCAUCCAGGCCUUCAUUUUCCCUCCAUACCCACGCUGGUUAGCCUUCCCCAGGCGCCACUGCCCUCAGCUCCACCCAGCUUCCUGCCUUUCAGCCCCACUGGCCCUCCCCUCCAUGGCUGCUGUGAGACACCCAUGGUCUCCUUGGCAGAGGCUCAGCAGGAGCUGCAGAUGCUGCAGAAACAGUUGGGAGAAAGUGUCAGCACUGUCCAUCCUGCUUCCCCAGCUGCAUUGCCAAGCAACCAUUUAGAAGCCAGUUCUUCCCACUAUCUCAACGCCGCCCAGCCCCACUCUCCUCUGAGGGGCAGCGCAGAACUGGGCAGAAUCCUGGAGCCCAGCUACCUGGGCAGCAGCAGCCAGUGGGAUGUGAUGAGGCCUCAGAAAGGGAGUGUAUCAGGCGACCUGUCCUCAGGAUCCUCUGUGUGUCAGCUUAACUCCAAACCCACAGGGGCUGACCUGCUAGAAGAACAUCUUGGUGAGAUCCGGAACCUGCGCCAGCGUCUGGAGGAGUCCAUCUGCAUCAAUGACCGCCUCCGGGAGCAGCUCGAACACCGGCUCAGCUGUGCAGCCCGUGGGAACGGAUCCACCUCUAAUUUCUACAGUCCUGGCCUGGAACCCACACCUCAGCUCUACAACGAGAACAGAGUCCUUAAGGAAGAAAACCGGAGCCUUCAGGCUCAGCUGAGUCAUGUUUCCAGAGAGCGCUCCCAGGAGACAGAAUGCCUGAGGGAGGCUCUGCUGUCCUCUCGAGCCCGGCUUCAAGAGUUGGAGAUGGAGCUGGAGCACCAAAAGGGGGAACGGCAGCAGCUUCUGGAAGACUUGAAGGAGAAGCAGCAGGAGAUCUUGCAUUUCCAGGAGGAGCGCCUGUCCCUCCAGGAGAAAGACUCCAGGCUGCAGCAUAAGCUGGCCCUCCUGCAGCAACAGUGUGAAGAUAAACAGCAGCUCUUCCAGUCCCUCCGGUCGGAGCUACAGAUCUACGAGGCGCUUUAUGGCAAUUCCAAGAAGGGGCUGAAAGCUUCCACCCGGGAUGCGGGGCACCAGGUCCCUUCGAGCAGUGACUUGAGCCAGCUGGUGGCAGAGAUCCGAGCUUUGCGAGGGCAGCUGGAGCGAAGCAUCCAGGUGAACAACUGUCUGCGACAGCAGCUGGAGCAGCAGUUGGACGGUGGGGGGGGCAAAGCUAGCCUCAGCCCCUCCUCCGCCAACGAGGAGGACCCUGGAAACAAGCAACUGCUCUUCCAAGACUCCAUUGCUUCCCCUCCAGUACGAGAUGUUGGCAUGAAUUCUCCAGCGCUCGUGUUCCCUAGCCCUUCUCCCGCUGCUCCUGGCUCAGAGACCGCCAUCUUCAAUAAGACAAAUGAGCUGGAUUUGGAUGCUUCGGCAGUAAUGAAGAACCCUCCCAAGCUGGAGGGCGAAGCUACUGAUGGUUCUUUUGCCAGUAAACAUGGCCGCCAUGUCAUUGGCCACAUUGACGACUACAGUGCCCUACGACAGCAGAUAGGGGAGGGCAAACUGCUGGUCAAAAAGAUAGCAGCUCUUGUGAGAUCAGCCUGCUCCUUCCCAGGCCUUGAAACUCAGGGCACAGAGGUGCCCAACAGCGAAGGCAUCCAUGAACUUGGGAGCAGCGCCCAGGCCCUGCAGCACACGCUGGAGGAGUCGGCCUCCCUCCUCACCAUGUUCUGGCGAGCAGCCCUGCCCAGCUCCCCCGGCCCUGCCCUGUCUGGCAGCACGGGACAGUCCAUGAAAAGGGAACUUCUGGAACUGAGAACCAAACUGUCCAAACAGGAGAGUCUCCUUCAGAGCACAGUGGAGCGUCUGAAGACUGCCAACCAGCAGAAGGAGAGCAUGGAGCAGUUCAUCUUCAGCCAGUUGACCAGGACACAUGAUGUUUUGAAGAAGGCAAGGACUAAUUUGGAGGAGCCACGCCAGAAGAGGAGCCGCCGGAGGUCUUGCCAACAGCAGGAAGGAUGGGCCUGCCCCCCUUUGGUGCAGAUGCCAAUCUACUGAGGAGACCUGGAUCCCACUCCUCCACACCUGCUGGAGGGUCCAGGAGGAGUCAAGAGGCCGGCCCGGUGGAGGGCAGACAGCCUCUCCUAUGGCUAAGGGACACCAUCCGCCAGGGGCUGCUCAGCCCCGCACUGAG